This is a messenger RNA of Morus notabilis, 1898 nucleotides long. RefSeq names its product protein NRT1/ PTR FAMILY 4.5. Bases 28 to 1758 code for a protein of 576 amino acids. The transcript is spliced from 6 exons. The record is from RefSeq and is a predicted model, not a curated record. Gene Ontology annotation, biological process: transmembrane transport. Gene Ontology annotation, molecular function: transmembrane transporter activity. Lineage: Eukaryota; Viridiplantae; Streptophyta; Magnoliopsida; Rosales; Moraceae. Gene Ontology annotation, cellular component: membrane.
GGUUCUUGAAGAGCUGCACAAAACACAAUGGGUAUCUGCGGAGAUUGUAAAGCCCAGCCUAAGAUAGAAGCCAAGCAACUGGGAGGAAAUAGAGCUACACUAUUUGUCUAUGCAACGGAGGGUCUGGAGAACAUGGCUUUUAUCGCAAACGCGAUAAGCUUGGUGACAUACUUCUAUGGCUACAUGAACUUCAGCUUAACAAAGUCGUCCACAACACUCACCAACUUCAUGGGAACUGCAUUUUUGUUGACUCUUGUUGGGGGGUUCAUCUCUGACACAUAUUUGUCAAGAUUUAAGACCUGUGUCAUCUUCGCCUCCAUUGAACUGAUAGGAUAUGUCCUUUUGACGGUACAAGCACACCUUCCGGACUUAAGACCCUUUCCAUGCAAAAAUGUUUCACCGGACCAGAGGAACCAACUAUGCGAGAACGCAUCCACAGGUCAAUUGGCUAUUCUCUAUGGAGGAAUUUAUCUGAUUGCGCUGGGUACUAGCGGAGUCAAGGCAGCUUUGCCGGCCUUAGGAGCCGACCAGUUCGACGAGAAGGACCCCAAGGAAGCAAGCCAACUCUCCAGCUUCUUCAACUGGUUCAUGUUUAGCCUCACAAUUGGAGCUAUGUUUGGUGUCACUUUUGUGGUGUGGAUUAGCACCAACAAGGGCUGGGACUGGGCCUUUGGUGUCUGCACUAUAGCAGUCUUGUUUGCCGCGGUCUUUGUUUGCAUGGGCAAGUCCUUGUACCGGCAUAACAUCCCCAAAGGAAGCCCGCUUCUUCGUUUCUUACAGGUUUUCGUGGCUGCCUAUCGGAACCGAAAACUUGCCAUACCGGAUAACGCAGGGGAGUUGCAUGAGAUUCAGAGCGACAAAGAAGCAGCUUUACAUAACGAAAUUAUUCAAAGAACAGAGCAAUUCAGAUUCUUGGACCGGGCAGCAGUGGCAAUAAGAAGCGACGAUGCAUCAUCAACAAUACCCCAAGGACCAUGGAGACUCUGCACAGUCACACAAGUUGAAGAAACAAAGAUCCUAAUUCGCAUGCUUCCCAUAAUUUUCAGCACUGUCUUCAUGAACACGUGUAUGGCUCAACUCCAGACAUUCUCCAUCCAACAAAGCACCACCAUGGACACCGAUCUCUUCGGCUUCAAAAUCCCCAGCGCUUCGAUCCCCAUCAUCCCUCUGCUGUUCAUGUUCAUCCUCAUCCCGAUCUACGACAAGAUUUUAGUGCCAAUCGCCCGAAAAAUCACAGGAAUUCCCACCGGCAUUCGCCACCUGCAGCGCAUAGCCGUGGGGCUGGUCCUCUCGGCCGUCUCCAUGGCAGUAGCCGGAGUCGUCGAGACCUGGCGCAAGUCUGUGGCUUUCCAGCACAACAUGGUCGACAGCACUGAGCCUCUGCCGAUUAGUGUCUUCUGGCUGGGAUUGCAGUACGCUAUUUUCGGAGCCGCGGACAUGUUUUCUGUUGUUGGGCUUCUUGAGUUCUUCUAUGAAGAGAGCUCAGAUGGUAUGAAGUCUCUCAGCACAGCCAUCUCAUGGUGCUCAAUUGCUUUUGGGUACUUCUUGAGCUCAGUGGUUGUGGAGGUGGUUAACAAAGUGAGUGGUGGAUGGUUGGCCAGCAAUAACCUCAACAGAGACAAGUUGAACUACUUCUAUUGGCUGUUGUCUGUGCUGAGUGUGCUGAAUCUUGGGAUCUAUGUCAUGUGUGCAUCUUGGUACAAGUACAAGAAGGUGGAAGUUAAGGAAGAUGAUCUUUCCAAGGACACCAAAGCAUGAAAUAAAAAUUUGGCCGUGGGAUUCAUUAGGGAUUGCCAGGUUUAAAGGUUAUAUAUUUUCCUAGUGCUGAUGUAGUUAUGUUGUAUGGUACUGUUUGCAUGUUCACUUAAAUGAAUUAAGUAUUGUCGUUGAUACUCGUG